Messenger RNA from Doryrhamphus excisus (bluestripe pipefish), 4039 nucleotides. RefSeq lists its product as uncharacterized. NCBI's taxonomy places the organism in Eukaryota, Metazoa, Chordata, Actinopteri, Syngnathiformes, Syngnathidae. Gene Ontology annotation, biological process: regulation of transcription by RNA polymerase II. Gene Ontology annotation, cellular component: nucleus. Gene Ontology annotation, molecular function: DNA-binding transcription factor activity, RNA polymerase II-specific. The record is from RefSeq and is a predicted model, not a curated record.
GUUGGAUGGUAUCAACAUGUUGAGGUGGACAUUAGCAUUGCUGUAACAUUACGCAAGGGAUUUUUGUGUGUAUCCUUUCUUGUUUUCCCCCAUUUGACUAGAUGAACUUAAUAUAAUCAUAUAUACUGCAACAUGUAUCUUUACAAAUACUAACUUUGACAAUUAAACGAGCCCCGAUAGUAUCUGACGACUCCCAAACAAAACUCACCACAUUGAACAGCGGAAUCACGCAUGUCAGGGCCGUCCCAUUUACAGGACUCGGUGGUCGACACGGUUUUGGCGUUCUCCUUUUCUCUGGAUGUUGUUCUGAGGGCCUCGUUCUCCUUCUUGACCUUGGAUAAUUCCGACUUUAAUUCGUCGACCAUAGUUUCGAAAAGUUUCGUAGUUUCCGCGAUGGUACUCUUCACUAUACUCUCCAUAAAGGAGGCGUACUGUGUCUGAAAAGCAUCCGCAGACAUCCUAGUAUGGUGGUCUUUCCUCCGAGUUAGUUAUAAGGUUCCUGCGUUUUACCAGUAUUUCCACGUUAGUCGAAAUGUGGAGUGACUACCGCCGUCAACAUGGCUUCCUGGAACCGUCCUGGCUUUGUGUGUACGUGCAUCGUGACGCACAUCUGCUGCGGUCGUCUCUGUCAGUAACAGACGACAAAUGCGCACGCGCGGACUUUCAACAAAGAGAAAAAGAAUAGCCAAUUCUAAUUACGAACAAGGUUUCUGUGUCUAAGCAUACCAAAGCUUCAGUGUAUAUAGAGUUAGAUGUCUAAAACGAUAAACGCAAACAAUAGUUGUUGUCGAGUUGAUAAGUUUUGACCCUAAUUACUCGCCGUAGUCAAAAUGUCGGCAGGGCGAAUAUUUACGGAACAAAAUAAUUGGAUUGCCUGUACAUAAUUAAGAACAAGUUCUAUAUUUAAUAACCUAUAUUUUUAAAUUGUUUCUGCAGUAUUAAUUGUCAUAUCAAUUUAAUGGCGGUUGUUUUUUUUAUUUUGUCCCUAAUUCCUCGCCGUAGUCGAAAUGGCGGAUGGGUGAUUGUUGACGGAACCAAGAUGAAAUUCACUUGCCGCACAAAAUUAAGUAGAAUUGCUUUUUCAUGGUAGUUGACGGUUAUUUUUCGUGCCUACCUUUGAAUAUUAAUGCCAUAUGCAUCGUAAGAAAAAAAUUACAGUUAAUCUUGGUCAUGGAAGCCUCUCUGCUAAGCUCACGUUAGCCAACUAAAAUAGAGGGUCAGUGCCAGGGGUAUUCAUCAGAUGCCACAUUAUAUCUCCAUUGCGAUUGUAACGAAACCAUCACCCGCAAAUGGGACAAUUCAUGGACUUAAUUCAACUGAAAGUUAGCUCGAUAAAUACUUGUUAAGCUAUUUUCAGGACUGUAACGGCCACCGUCAUGGCCGACCCACUCGUGGCCUUUCAGUCGCAUCUGUCUGGUGUGAUGGAGACUGUCUUCAAAGCUGCCAUGUACGAGAUCACCAGGCUUGUGGAAGACAGUUUCAUGGAUGAAGUUGCACGGUGCAGGGAGCAGGUGGAGCGCUUGAAGAGGAAGCUGAAGUGGUCGGAGAGCCGACGCAAAGAGAUGCAGUUGGGCGAUGGGGGCCCGAAAUGUGCUGACUACGGCGGAUUGGAGAUGCUUAACGAAGAGAAGCCGGAAAUGAUCCAGCCAGGGCAUAAUCUUAAGCAAGAGUAUGGGAUGCAAGAAGCUCUGCAAAGCCAAGAGGGAGCUGAUAGACAAACAUGUCGUUCAGAGGAGGAGGCCAGCACUGACAUGAAAGCAUCACAGUCUUCAAAUGUGCAGAAUUUGGACCGGCUGCUCAAGGAGGAAGGCCUUCGCAUCACACCCGAAGCAAAUGAUUCUGAGGAUUUGGAUGAAACACAGACAGCAGCUCUGCCAGGUCCAAGUAAACACUCCAGAUUACAGAGAAAGUCUGACAUCAACUGGGAAGCAUUCAACCAGAGGCUAGAAUCGUCUCCAACAGUUGACUCGGGCGGCCAGUUGCCUCUCCAGGGCAGGUACGUCAUGGACGACAUUAAAAACAGUGGCUAUGGAGACGAGAGCAUGAUAGACAUCGACAACUUGGAAGUGCAAGGAUCAUCACAACCAAGCAUUUCGUACACUGGUCACUAUGAAGGGGAUGUUGACGCACCAGAGGAGGCUGAGCGGCAAACGUUCCAAACGGGGGAAGCUAUAUAUAGAGGCGGGAUGGGGCUCAGGACUAAUGCUGAUUCAAGACAAUUCUCUUGUUUGCUGAUCACUGAGGAAGGAUACAUUCAGAAUCAGAGCCUCUUGCACUCUGCACACGCUUCAAGUGAGAGAUUGAGCUACCAGGACCAAAAUGUUGACAUUCACUCAGGUUUGGCUGGUGGAGGAGAUCUGUAUGGACACCCAAAGGCGUUCCACGCUUGUGAUAAUGCGCAUCAGAGAGCAGGGAGAGGAGCGAGGGGGCACAUUUGUAACCAGCCCUUUCCUCCCUCUGCCCCUCUGAAGGCGCAAAAGCAAGCAAACAGGGGAACCAUGGGGCAAACAUCGACUCAAGUCGGUCAACUCAACGUCCACCAGAAGAUCCACUCAGGGCAGGGGCUUCAUGUCUGCAGCCGUUGCGGCAAAGGCUUCCCCACAUUCUACGACCUGAAGACUCACAGAUGUGGCCAGGCCGGCAACAAGCCUUACUGCUGUACUACAUGCGGAAACAAAUUCAGCCGUCUUUGGAAUCUGAAGCUGCACCAGAGAAUCCACACCCAGGAGAAACCCCAUCAGUGCGCCACAUGUCAUAAGAGCUUCACACGAGCAGACAUAUUAAAGGUGCACCAGCGCACCCACACAGGAGAAAGACCAUACUGCUGCACCGCGUGUGGCCUCACUUUUAAACGUCUGGAUCAUCUGAAAACACACCAACGCAAACAUUUGACACAUCUGUAGAGGUAUACACAUUAAAAUGAAACUAUCUGAUAAUACAAUAAAAUACUUCAGCAGCUUUUUCAGGUGUGAAAAUCUAAAAGGUGUUGCCCGGUCACUUCAUUUAUUUGCUCUUUCUAUUUAAUUACAAUGAUGAUAUUUGUUUGAAAAUAUAACAGAAGGAUUAAUAAACUGUCAUUAUGUCUGUGAUUCCAAUGUGGUAUCCGGCUGUUUAUGAUGCACGCAUACCGUACAGUGAACUGGUAUUCGGCGCAUUCCAAACGAUGAUUUAAAGGGAACUAUGAUGUAUGAUGUAUGAUUUUUUUACUUUUCUGACCAAUAAAUGUAGUUAGAAUGUUGUAUUCUGGUAUUAAACCAUGCCAAAGUUUCAUAUAAUGACGUUUGUGCAUUCGAAAGUGAGCCCUGAAAGAAUUUUGGGAUGGCUCAAAACGCUAGGUUUCUGAGGGCGUGGUAAAACAACCCCUUUGUGAUGUCACAGAGGAACUGAAUUCCUUAUAUGGGCAUCUCUGUAAGCCAGUUAAGGUCUCCCCCAAGCUCUGCUUCCCUUUUUACUUGCCAGCAAUGGCUCGGAAAGCCACAUUGCGUCAUGAUCUGUGUCGCUCGGCGGUCUCCUCCUGCACACCUGAACCCAAUUAGUUUGGGAUGGGAUUAUAUAAGAUCCCUGGCAACCUUGAUGUUCCUUGUGUGCCUGUUGCAUGUCCUCCGCUCUCGGCUAGGUGCAGCACCCUUUGUUCCCUUACUCUCUGGCUUUUAUCUCUAUUUUUGUGAGUAUCUGCCCGCUGGUUUCCGCCUCUGUGUUUUUUGUUGCUUCGCUGUUUUCUGCGUGCUGACCUUCUGUCAGCUGUUUUUUUGUUCCAGAGUCUUACUGUUUUUCCAGUAGCCUUUUCACUACUGUGUUCUUGUUUUACUUGGACUCCUUCCUUAGUGUACACUGUAAAACUGGAUAAGUUUAAUUUACUUAAAAGAUUAGAGGAAACCGGUUGUAAUAAGUAAGUAAUGAGAUGAAUGAAACUUGAGUGAGUUCAAAUUAAAGACUUUAAAGGUACUUUACGUACAAUGCACUAAAAGCCAAGUUCAUUUAACUUAAAAUAAUUCACAAACAUAAAUUGCUUUGCACCACCAUUAAACCUAAUAUCUUA